AUGCAUCGGCGUGGUUUUUUGGUGUACAGUACACUAGAAAUAAGCUCGUCGUCGACAAGAACAUUCUUGGGUUCCGACCUUGGCAUCAAACAUCCCGCACUCGAGGUUCGAUACAAUCAGUCGGUCGGGAGCAGAUUUCCCAGCUGCUUGAAUAUUUGUCUCUGUCGGGAGGUUCUGGAGGGAUCUGCACCUCUCCUUCUCUCCACCCAUGUUAUUGUGCACCCAACAUACCCAUCCCACCAUGUACAGUUGCAGGAUCUACCCAAUCAACCGCCGUUGGGCCACUCCGAAAGCCCUGAUGAUGAGUACUCUUUCUUCGACUACAAAUCUGGGGCUUUACACACCUCGACUACAUUCAUCCUUUCUUGA
Marasmius oreades (fairy-ring Marasmius) is the source of this 369-nucleotide messenger RNA. RefSeq lists its product as uncharacterized. The transcript has 2 exons. The record is from RefSeq and is a predicted model, not a curated record. NCBI's taxonomy places the organism in Eukaryota, Fungi, Basidiomycota, Agaricomycetes, Agaricales, Marasmiaceae. The coding region runs from base 1 to 369 and encodes 122 amino acids.